Parnassius apollo (apollo) is the source of this 1140-nucleotide messenger RNA. Lineage: Eukaryota; Metazoa; Arthropoda; Insecta; Lepidoptera; Papilionidae. The record is from the annotation of a GenBank genome assembly.
AUGAAAAGAAAAGGUCGAAAAAGAGAUAUUUUGGAAAUGGCUCUCAAAACAUCGGAUAUACGAAACCAGAAAAAAUGUCGCAAGAGCCUUCUUUCUGAAUUUAAUAAGAAGUCUGCCAUCUUCACGAGCUCCGCGCCGCCCCCGUACGCUGCGUGUGCCAUCCUUACAAGCCCUGCUCAGAACCCUGCGCCUGCCAUUCUCAUAAGCUCUGCGCCGGAUGUUGCAACUGCCACCCUUACGAGCUCCGAGCCCAACGCUGCAUCUGCCAUCCUCACGAGUUCUACUAUAGAUGCUGCGUCUGCCAUCCUCACGACCUACACGAACGACGUUGCGUCUGCCGUCUUCACCAGCCCUGCUACAGAUGCUGCCUCUGCCACUCUCACGAGCUCCGCACCUGAUGCUGCGUCAGCCAUCCUCAAGAGCCCUGCUACAGAUGCUGCGUCCGCCGUCCUUACCAGCCUUGCUACAGAUGCUGCAUCUGCCACCCUCAUAGUCUCCACGCCCAACGCUGUGUCUGCCGUCCUCACGAGCCCUACUACAGAUGCUGCGUCUGCUAUUGUCACGAGCUUCGCAUCCAACGCUGCGUCCCCCGUCCUCACCAGCCCUGCUACAGAUGCUGCGUCUGCCAUCUUCACGAGAUCCGUGCCUACGCUGGACGCUACGUCUGCUGCAUGCUGGAACUCCACACCGCCAGUCACAGAAACAAAUUUCUCAGGUAUAUCGCUCCAAGAUGUCCCCAGCACAUCUUUUGCGACUGAACUCAACAAUAAUGUUUCACCUAUAAUGGAAUUGUCCAACGAAGUAUCAAGUAUUCCAAACUCCGCGCAAAACUUUGUUCAAUCUUAUGUUUCCCAACAACCGUUGGACGUUCUUCCAGGUACAUCUUUGGGAACCGACGCUAACAAUAAAUCGUCCUCAUUUAGAAUCACCCGUCCAGCAAAAAAACAUUCUUAUUUAGAUUAUAUGUCAGACGAUGAGAUAGCUUUGUUAAAUUCUUUUGGCGAUGCAGGAAGCUCAGAUGAGUGGGAGCCGGAAAAAAACGGAAAGAAAAGGAAGCAAAUGACUAUUAACGUCGAAGAAGAGUUUAUUGGUAAUAAUGCGACGAAAAAGGUUCCUAAAAAUAAGAGGAAGGAACAUUAA